Insectozyma verbasci is the source of this 1683-nucleotide messenger RNA. NCBI's taxonomy places the organism in Eukaryota, Fungi, Ascomycota, Pichiomycetes, Serinales, Debaryomycetaceae. The record is from the annotation of a GenBank genome assembly.
AUGGACAUUUAUCAUAAAGCUUUGAAAAAUCCAGACCCUCCAAAAAAGAAGAAAGUGUUUACACCCGAAGAUUCAAAUAAUCAAAAUCAAGAUCAUCAACAACAACAACAACAACAACAACAACAACAACAACAGCAACAACGCCAACCUCUGUAUCAAGAUCAGCAACUUCAACAAUCACAGCCACAACAUGUAUCGACAAAUACUUAUUUAUCUCCAAAUUCUCAACAACAUCAAUCACCUUCACCAUUAUGUAAUAAUCAACAACAAAAUAAUGAAGAACAACAUUCUAAUUCUCCUUCAACUUUAAAUUCUCCAUCAUCCUCGAGUGCAACUGCUUCUCAAUCAGUUGCUGCUAUUAAUUCACCUCAAUUACAAAAUAUUCAUAAUGAUUCUAAUAAAAACGAAAUGGACUCUUCGCUAAAUAAUGGUGGUGAUAAUUCACAAAGCAUUCCUUCAUCAUCUACAACUAAUGUUAUUCAAAAUAAUUUAUCAACUUCUUUAUCUUCUCCCUCAGAUAUGGAAUUAAAAGAUUCAAUAAAUAAACGUAAGAAAAAUUCGAGAAGGAAGCAUAGGAAUUCACAUUUGGGGUGUGGUACUUGUAAAAAGAGGAGAAUAAAAUGUGAUGAAACCUUGCCAUGUUGCCUAAAUUGCCUUAAAGGUAAACUCCAUUGUGCUUAUUUAAAUUUAGAUACUAAUGCAAGAAAUGCUUUAAGGUUAGCUCAAUAUAAUCAAAAUUUAAGACAAGAAAAAUUGGAAGAUAAAAACAAUUCAUCAUCAACUGGUUCAACAGCAAGUGGCACUAAUCCAAUUUCUUUAGUUCAAAUUCAAGCUCAACCAAAUCCUAUGUUUGUUACUCCACAACAACAUCAACAAUUACAGUCUGCAAUGUCUCCUACCGGAGGUGCAUUUCAACCUUUGGCGCCCCAACAAGGUGCUCCACCAAUGGUUUAUCAAACUCAAUACGGAUUAGUCGUUCCUGUUGUAACUUCAAAUGGACUUGUUUAUGCUCAAGCUUCUCCGAUACCUCCUCCACCACCACAGCAACAACAAACGCUAAUGCAUCAAGCAUCACAACCUCAACAACAAAUUCCAAUUGUAACAGCUGUUCCACCUAUAACUCAACAACAACCAUUACCAAGUCAACAACAGCAGCAGCAGCAACAACAACAACAACAACAACAGCAACAACAGCAAGCAGCGGUGCUAAGUCCUCCUUCUGUUUCUAAUAAUAAUGUUCUUUCACAAAAUGCUCCAGGCAUUCAACAUCAACAACCUUCAUUAACGCCAAUUACAUCAUCUGCCGCAAAUACUGCCACAAUUGCUUCUCAAAAUAUAUUACUUUCUAAGGAUUCAAAACUUAAUAUUUUACCAUUACCUACAAAUACAGCAAAUGUCAAUAGCGGUGACUCGCAUUCAAGACAAUCAUCUAUUGCACAAAAUUCAUCACUUACUGAUUUGAAAUCCAUAAAUGUUAAUAAAUCGACUUCAAAUAUUUCAUCACCAGACAAAUCACCACUUUUACCUAAUAUAAAUCAAUUAAAAAACUCCAGUUCCGUUUCUAAUUUUGGUCAAUUGAGUAUUAAAGAUGAAAAUUACUCGAUUAAGUUACCUAGCAUAAAUAAUUUGAAGAAUGAAAGUACGGAGGAGGAAAAAGUUUCAAUUUCGAAAUUAAUUAGUUAA